Molecule: messenger RNA, 414 nt
Organism: Diaporthe amygdali
Lineage: Eukaryota; Fungi; Ascomycota; Sordariomycetes; Diaporthales; Diaporthaceae
Exons: 2
Coding region: 1-414 (137 amino acids)
Source: RefSeq, a predicted model, not a curated record
AUGGCCCCCGAUAUGUCAGUACGUUUCUUGCCGCAUCCGUACGUCCCUCGCUUGAGAAAGGUCUUGCUUGCGGGGAUGUGUACUCCUCCUUCGUCGGUGGCGCGCCACGUCGUGCAUAUCGCGCCUCGUGCCCGCAUCAUCGGGAGACAAAAAGAGCCCCGUUCUCCAUUGGGCGUGAACACGUCUCCCCGGACAAGAGAGACAGCACCGCCUCAGGGCCGAAGGAGUGCAUGCCGGUCCCCACUAUGUGGAUAUCUUGAGACGCUGGAGACGCUUCACCCCCAGCCACUCGAGCGAGUGAGCGAGAUGGAAGGCGUGUCCUCGAUAGACGAUGCCAUGCACCUGUCCCAAGCCAUCGGCGGCGCUGAGGCACAUCGUAUCACAUCACCCGUCCUCAAGGCGGGAGGGAUGUGA